Molecule: messenger RNA, 1301 nt
Organism: Neohortaea acidophila
Lineage: Eukaryota; Fungi; Ascomycota; Dothideomycetes; Mycosphaerellales; Teratosphaeriaceae
Exons: 1
Coding region: 160-1203 (347 amino acids)
Cellular component (GO): nucleus
Source: RefSeq, a predicted model, not a curated record
CAGUACUGUAAAUGCACCGCCGAGUUAAGGUUUCGCGGGCGAAAGGUUGAUUGGUGGGGCCGAGCUCCAAGGCAGACCUCGAAGUCGCGUCGCUGUGUGCAUUGACAUCAUAUCCACACGCGUCGGUCCAUCCACAGCCACUUGCGCAAGGCAUGCACCAUGUCGGACUCCGAAGACGACCUGUCCACACCCGCCAACAUCCCUCCCGACUCGGAGAUCGAGCAAUGCCUUCGCCGCGUGACUCGCGCUGCGCUGAAGAACGAUGAAGACGUCACGAUCAACUCGGCCCGAUCGAGGGCGGAGAAGGAACUUGAAUUGGACGAGGGAUUCUUCAAGGAUACUGCAGCGUGGAAGAAUCGUAGCAAGGACAUUGUCAAGGCCGAGGCGGAUGAGGCGGACAGGCUGAAGAAUCAACCGGCCCCCAAGGCUGGGACGAAGCGCAAGUCGGACGAAGCACCUGUACAGAGCAAGAAGAGGGCGAGAAAACCGACGCCUACGGAGACAGAGGGUGCAGGCAAGCGCUCCGCGAAAACAUCAAAAGCUGCCGCCACCAAGGCGAAACAAGCCGACGUGCCGAGUGACACAGGCAGCUCGCUCUCCGAUCUCCCCGAGUCCGAUCUAGGCGGCGUUGCCAAGCAAGACGAAAAGUCGCGUGAAGAAGAGGAGGAAAGCGACUACUCCAUCGUAAACGACGACCCACCGCCCAAGCAGAAACGGCAGAAAAAGUCCACGUCUCCAGCGGCCAAAAAGUCACAACCCAAAAAGCAAUCCAAACCCGACAAAGCCAAGUCGUCGACCGCGGACAAAGGCAAAGAACUGUCCCCAGACGAGGAAGAGAUCAAACGCCUUCAGUCCUGGCUGCUCAAAUGCGGCGUACGCAAGCUCUGGCACCGCGAAUUGGCACCCUACGACUCGGCGAAAGACAAGAUCCGGCAUUUGAAGAGAAUGUUGGACGACGUGGGAAUGACUGGACGCUUUAGUGCAGAGAAGGCGAAGCAGAUCAAAGAAGCGCGGGAGCUGAAGGAUGAGCUGGAAGCAGCUAGGGAGUUCAACGAGAAAUGGGGUGACGGCGCUGGGAGUGGGAGUGACGAAGACGAAGGGCGGGACAGGAAGGCUAAGCAGGCCGCCGUUGCGCCACAGCGAAGACUGAAGCCGAAAGGGUUGAUAGACUUGAGUGACGAUGACGACGGGGAUAGUGAUUGACGUGGUUCGAGUCUACGAAUAGACGCAUGAGCAUAGGCAUCACGACUUUUGCGGAUCGUGACCUGCAUAACGGAGAAUCAAUUCGGUGUCCGCUCGGC